ACCCGGGCUGCGUGUGUGCGGGCUGGCCCCGGGCGGUUCGGGUUGGGGGAUUUGUCACACUGAAAAAUAAACAGAAACAACGAACAAGCGCUUUGUCCGGGGCUGUGGGGAAGUGGUUUAAGUCUGAAGCAACUCUCGGCUCAUCCCCCCUUAUAUCUUGGGGCGCCUCCGCCUGCGCCCCGGCCUCUCCCAGCGCGCGGGGCUGAGCCGCGGACACCCGGGCCAGAGCCGACCCGAGCCGGGUUGUGCCGAGCCCCGUCGGUGCCCGCGGGCGGAGCGGAGCGGAGCGGGCAGCACAGACCAACACAACCACUCACCCGGGCCAUCAUGGCUGCUAAAGACCUGCCUGCAGAUGAGAAAGAAUUCAUGACGUUAUCCCAGGAUGAGAUGGAAGAAAUGAAAACAACAUUUGAAGCAGGAAACCUUGAAGCUGUAGCAAAGAAAUUGCAAGAGAAGCUGGAGAUGUUAGAUAAGAUUCAAAUUCACAUUGCUGUCACUGGGGAGGCAGGGUCUGGAAAAUCAACCUUUGUCAAUGCCAUCCGGGGCCUUGGGGAUGAAGAUGCAGGUGCUGCUAAGACUGGGGAAGUGGAAACAACAGUGCAGCCAGAGCCUUAUCCACACCCCACCCUCCCAAAUGUUACACUCUGGGACCUGCCACGUAUUGGAACUCCCAAAUUCAAAGCAGAUGAAUAUCUUGAGCAGGUGAGUUCCCAAAAAUAUGACUUCUUCAUCAUCCUCACUGCCAAUCAGUUCACUACCCACCACACCCAGCUUGCCCAGGAAAUUCAGAAAAUGAAAAAGAGGUUUUACUACGUGCGCUCCCAAGUGGAUUUUGGUUUGCAGGCAGAGCAGAAGAGCAGACCCAGCAUCUACAACGAGGAGGGAAUCCUGCAGAAGAUCCGCAAUGACUGCAUCGAGAACCUAAGGAGAGGGGCAGGUGAGCCUUCUCCACGGGUUUUCCUGAUCUCCAGCUGGGAACUCACCAAGUAUGAUUUUCAUCUGCUGCAGCAGGCACUAGAGGAUGAUCUGGAUGUUGAGAAGAGACAUGCCUUUAUCCUUGCCCUGCCCAACAUCUCAGCACAGAUCCUGGAAAAGAAGAAAGCUGCAUUUAAGAGGGAAAUAUGGAUGUUGGCCCUGCUGUCAGGGGCUAUUUCUGCUGUUCCUGUCCCAGGUCUCUCUAUUAUUGCUGAUAUACAAAUACUGGAGGUAAACAUGAGACGUUAUUGCCAGGCUUUUGGCUUGGAUGAUACUGCCCUUUUGAGACUUGCUCAGCGUGUUGGCAAGCCUGUUGCAGAGCUGAAGUCAGUGAUAAAAGCAGUUCCAACAGCCAGCUCGAUAAACAAAGAGUUUGUAAUCAGGAUGCUGGCAAGGCCUGCAUGUCUUGGAGUGAUGAUAGCUGAAGAGCUUUUGGAUUUAGUUCCUGUUGCUGGACCUCUAUUAUCUGGAGGGGUGUCAUUUGGCAGCACGUUCUACAUGCUGAAACGCUUUCUGAAUGAUGCUGCAGAGGAUGCCCACAGAGUUCUCCAAAAAGCUCUUUCCUGAACCACAAGUCCAAAGAGCAGGAAUGAAAGGCCCAGAAUAACCACCGAAAAGCAAUGACUCAAAACAGCUCAGCUGUGUCCAAACCUUCCAAAGUGACUGAACAAAAUGAAAACCAGGAAAAACAUUAGAAAGCAAAACUUAGAAGGAGGAAGAGAAGGGGAGAGAGAUGCAAUAAUGUGGUUUUUUCAUUUGAUCAAGGACACAUCCCUAAAUAUUAAACUUUGAAUCUGAUGUAUACAGGAGGCCAGUGGGUUUGUAAAAUGUAAUAGUUACGUGCACUUCCCUUCCUGACAUGAAGCCAUCUAUAUCAUUACAUCAUGUGAUGAACCCUCAGAAACCAAACAGAACCCCUUCUUCUAAAACGGCAAUACAGAACAAACCUACUGCUUUGUGUCUUUCCCCAGUGUCUUUUCAAGAUGAUUCAGUUAAUGAGUGACAUUGAACUAAAGGUAACCCCGGUAAAAUGCCAGGGAACAUCCAGAGCAAUAAAACAACAGAACCAUAAAUAAAGAAAAGAAUGUGGUGACCAUUAAGAUUCAUUAGUGUGGAAACAGGAAAAUAACAGGAGAAUAUUCCAAAUGUGUAAGAGUGUGCUAUUAUAAACUUUGGAUCUAGAAGGCAAAAUAUUAUACAACAAGCUUGGCUAGCAUUAGUAAUGGUGACGUCAAGGGUUAAAGAGCCUCAGCAAUUGAGUUCGCUAUUUGCCAUUCACACCAUCUGCAUGGACUUCUGAGGGAAGAUCCAGCCUUCGGACUUGGAGCAGCGCAACCCAGAAGCUCACCCACUGUGGCCGACCGAGGGGAGCGACUCCUAAGCAUCAGCUCUAGACAGACUGUGACAGAGCGAGGAUUCACGUUAACGUGAUCAGUUUUGAUUAACUGCCUGCUUAUACUCUUGCAAACCCAGUAAAGUUGACUACUUGUAUACUGGCAAACCCAGAUGAUUAAUUGCUUUGUAUUUAGUGGAUAUUUUUGUAGUCAAUAAAGCUUCUGACUGGU
This is a messenger RNA of Alligator mississippiensis (American alligator), 2540 nucleotides long. Its product is annotated as interferon-inducible GTPase 5. Gene Ontology annotation, cellular component: membrane. Gene Ontology annotation, molecular function: GTPase activity; GTP binding. The transcript is spliced from 2 exons. Lineage: Eukaryota; Metazoa; Chordata; Crocodylia; Alligatoridae. The record is from RefSeq and is a predicted model, not a curated record. The coding region runs from base 328 to 1542 and encodes 404 amino acids.